AUGGCGCACGCUGUCGCUGCCUCCUCUUUCACCGCGGCUCUGGCCCCGUCCUCCGGGUCCUUCGCCGCUGCCGUGCAGAGGAAGACCGUGACUUUGAGGACCGUCCCGUGCGCAGCGGUCAGGCGGUGCAAUAUCACCGCGAGCCUUUCCCCGAUUGAAAAGCAGGUGUCCGCGGAGGAGAUUCUUUCCAACGUUGACACUCAGAAGACCGUCGCUGCUUCCAUGGCCGGUUCCAUCUUCGCCCUCCUUUCCAACGUCGGCUCCGCCGCCGCUGUUCAGGAAAUCGCCUCGAUCGCUGACUCGGACAACCGCGCCGGCUCCCUUCUCAUUGUCCUCCUCCCUGCUCUCGGCUGGGUGCUUUUCAACAUCCUCAGGCCCGCCCUGAACCAGCUUGACAAGAUGAAGGGCAAGAAGGGCGUUGCUGCCGCUCUUGGCCUUGGUGCUGCUGGUCUCCUCGCUGCCCCCCACGCCGAGGCCGCUCAGCAAAUCGCGGAGCUCGCUGACUCCGAUAACCGCGCCGGAGCCCUGCUCAUUGUCCUCCUCCCCGCUCUCGGCUGGGUGCUCUUCAACAUCCUCAAGCCCGCUCAGAACCAGCUCAAGAAGAUGCAGGGCAAGAGCGUUGUUGGCGCGGUUGGCCUUGGUGCUGCUGGUAUGCUCCUCGCUCCCCACGCGGAGGCUGCUCAGCAAAUCGCGGAGCUCGCUGAUUCCGACAACCGCGCCGGAGCUCUUCUCAUCGUCCUCCUCCCCGCUCUCGGCUGGGUGCUCUUCAACAUCCUCAAGCCCGCUCAGAACCAGCUCAAGAAGAUGCAGGGCAAGAGCGUUGUUGGCGCGGUUGGCCUUGGUGCUGCUGGUAUGCUUCUCGCUCCCCACGCGGAGGCUGCCCAGCAAAUCGCGGAGCUCGCUGAUUCCGACAACCGCGCCGGAGCUCUUCUCAUCGUCCUCCUCCCCGCUCUCGGCUGGGUGCUCUUCAACAUCCUCAAGCCCGCUCAAAACCAGCUCAAGAAGAUGCAGGGCAAGAGCGUUGUUGGCGCAAUUGGCCUUGGUGCCGCUGCCCUGAACCAGCUGGAUAAGAUGAAGGGCAAGUAA
This is a messenger RNA of Closterium sp. Naga37s-1, 1086 nucleotides long. NCBI's taxonomy places the organism in Eukaryota, Viridiplantae, Streptophyta, Zygnematophyceae, Desmidiales, Closteriaceae. The record is from the annotation of a GenBank genome assembly.